CAAUAGGCCCCCAAGGGAACCUGAACUCCACCUCCCAGCAUGCUUUAGUCAGCAUGUGACUGCUGCACAAAGGUCUGAAGCGUGUCUUCCGAAGGACUCUGGAGGACUGCGUGGACUGGCUAUUCUAAAGUUCUACCAUGGGCCGACUGGAUGGGAAAGUCAUUGUCCUGACGGCUGCUGCUCAAGGCAUCGGCCAGGCUUCUGCAAUAGCUUUUGCAAAAGAAGGAGCCAAAGUCAUAGCCACAGAUAUCAAUGAGUCCAAACUUCAGGAGCUGGAAAAUUACCCAGGUAUUCAAACUCGAGUCCUUGAUGUGACAAAGAAAAGACAAAUUGAUCAGUUUGCCUCAGAAGUUGACAGAAUCGAUGUUCUCUUUAAUGUUGCCGGUUUCGUCCACCAUGGAACCAUCCUGGAUUGUGAGGAAAAAGACUGGGACUUCUCAAUGAAUCUCAACGUCCGCAGCAUGUACCUGAUGAUCAAGGCGUUCCUUCCCAAAAUGCUUGCUCAGAAAUCAGGCAACAUCAUCAACAUGUCUUCCGUGGCCUCCAGCAUCAAAGGGGUGGAAAACAGAUGCGUCUACAGUGCAACCAAGGCAGCUGUGAUCGGUCUCACUAAGUCUGUGGCGGCCGACUUCAUCCAGCAGGGCAUCAGGUGCAACUGUGUGUGCCCAGGAACGGUUGACACCCCAUCUCUGCAAGAAAGGAUACAAUCCAGAGACGAUCCCAAAGAGGCACUGAAAGCUUUCCUAAACAGACAAAAGACGGGGAGGUUUGCUUCGGCAGAGGAAGUGGCCCUGCUCUGCGUGUACUUGGCCUCGGAUGAGUCGGCCUAUGUAACAGGCAACCCUGUCAUCAUAGAUGGAGGCUGGAGCCUGUGACAACAGACACUCCCCGCCGGAAGGCAGGCCCUUCCUACCCACAGAGGAAAGCCAACUGACUGAGUGAUCACCUCUCCUACAACAGCAUUCAUGAAAACAAGCCCCUUCUAAUGAUCUUCCCUAAGAGUGUGACUCUUUAAGUAGACCUUUUUCUUGUUUCUUCUAAAACAAUGCUAAAUAAAUCAAAUAAAAUGUGUUGAUCUUGU
Acomys russatus (golden spiny mouse) is the source of this 1081-nucleotide messenger RNA. It is a transcript of the gene Bdh2, whose product is annotated as 3-hydroxybutyrate dehydrogenase 2. Gene Ontology annotation, cellular component: cytoplasm. Gene Ontology annotation, molecular function: 3-hydroxybutyrate dehydrogenase activity. Bases 138 to 875 code for a protein of 245 amino acids. Lineage: Eukaryota; Metazoa; Chordata; Mammalia; Rodentia; Muridae. The record is from RefSeq and is a predicted model, not a curated record. Gene Ontology annotation, biological process: siderophore biosynthetic process. The transcript has 10 exons.